Cavenderia fasciculata is the source of this 702-nucleotide messenger RNA. RefSeq lists its product as uncharacterized. Bases 1 to 702 code for a protein of 233 amino acids. The transcript has 3 exons. Lineage: Eukaryota; Evosea; Eumycetozoa; Acytosteliales; Cavenderiaceae. The record is from RefSeq and is a predicted model, not a curated record.
AUGAGUAAUUACUUGUUGAGAUUUGUAGCCAACAACAUAGUUAAAGUUGUUGGUGUAAAGAGACUUGCAAACUAUGUAGCUUUGUCAAUAGGACCAAAGAUUAUAGAUCAAGCUGUAAAUGUAGCAACCAAGGGAUAUGUACCGGUUAGAGCGGUUAGAGUAUUGAGAACAUCUUUAUCAUAUGCACCACUGGCUGUGGUGAUGGGUACAGGAGGUACAUCUCUAGUAACCUCAAUAACCUAUUAUAUAUUAAUUCAAAUCUCUGAGACUGUUUGUAUGAUGGUUGUGAGAGAAGCUGCUAGUCGGUCAUUCCAAGGUAUAAAAUAUAUAUGUAAAGCAACGUACAAUGGUAUGAGAGGAGGUGCAAAUGCAUUGGAACACAAAGAAGAAGAGAUGGAGGAAUGGGUAUUUAUCGAGAAACCUGGGUUGGCCAACGGAGAAAAAGACGACGAUAUCAAACUAUCGAGUGAACAAAUUAAAGAGUUGGAGCAGUAUGCUGCCAAUAUCGAUAUCGAUGAAUACACAAAGAUUGAUCAACAAUCAAUAAUUGAUGCUUCUACAAAUGAAACCAACAACAACAGCAACAACAAAAACUCACCACCUUCACCAUAUCCUCCACCAACAUACCAAUAUGCACCUCCAUCACCAAUAUUCAUGGAAGAACAUUUGAAAAAGGAAAUUGAUGAUUUUGUAUUUUUAUAG